Molecule: messenger RNA, 992 nt
Organism: Salarias fasciatus (jewelled blenny)
Lineage: Eukaryota; Metazoa; Chordata; Actinopteri; Blenniiformes; Blenniidae
Product: glycine N-acyltransferase-like protein 3
Exons: 5
Coding region: 29-859 (276 amino acids)
Cellular component (GO): mitochondrion
Molecular function (GO): glycine N-acyltransferase activity
Source: RefSeq, a predicted model, not a curated record
CCAUUUAGUAAAGAGAAACCAUUCAGACAUGAAGGUCUUGAACCGAGAGGAGCUGCAGGUGGCUGAAGGAGUCCUGCUCCAACAUUUACCAAAGAGCUACAAGAUGUAUGGCUUCCUGUACGGUAUAAACAGGAACAAACCCACCACCCUGGAGGUGGUGGUCGACACUUGGCCUGAUUUCAAAGUGAUCAUAUGUCGGCCAGACCCCAAAUUUGCUGUGGAAUUCAUUAAAACGGUGACAUGCUUCAGCACAGAUGAGCAGGCUUUAAGGAAAGUCCUGACAGAAGAAAAUGCAAUCGACUGGAGCACUUACUUGGUUAUUGGAGGACUUGACAAUUCCCAAACACCCCUGUUCAAAGAGAUUUCAAGUGACCGGGAAGUCAACAGCAGGCAUGACACCUUGGUGCGUGUCUUAUAUUUACCUGAAGUCAGCUGCCUGCAGUCACCAGCCACAGACAGUGAGCUUGAAUCGAGGAUCUCAUCACUCAAACCUUCCCACGUGUCGCUGGUGAACCAAACUUGGAAAUUUGGAGGGAACCAGCAAAGUUAUAACUUCAUCAGACAUCUAAUCAGCAACUUCCCUUCAUGCUGCAUCAUGGACGAACACGGCCAGCCGGUGUCCUGGAUUCUGGUGUAUGAUUACGGCGCUAUGGGGAUAUUGUACACGCUGCCAGAGCACAGAGGAAAAGGUUAUGCGAAAGUGUUGAUCAGCACCAUGGCCAAGAAACUGCUUGCUGAGAGCCAUCCGGUGUAUUGCUUCAUCGAAGAGGAAAACUCAUUGUCCUACAAGCUCUUUAAAAACUUGGGCUUCAUUGAGGAUCCUUCCUACAGGGUAGUGUGGCUUGAGUUAAAUUUUUGAGCAUCUUUUAAAUACACACCUUUGAUUUGAUUUACCAAACUUUCUAUCAUGUUUUUUAUCGUUUCAUCAUCUUAAACGCUGAAGAUUAUUUGCCUUGCCUUUUUACGAUUUUGUAUUUCUGUGUAAAUCCAUG